UAUUCGCAUACGGGGUUGUCGGAGACUCAGUCUAUCGGUCAUCGACGUUUCGCGAGUUGAAAAAAUAAUCAAAAUUAAAUUUUAAAGCACAACACUUGAAGCAUAGUGACAAAUAAUUAUUUUAAACUCUUCAGCACAUUGUUUAUUUAUUAAUAAUUAUAUUUGUUUAACAAUAAUAAAUACUUUUACUCAUUUAUUAUUCACAUCGGGCGACCAUAAUACCAGUUAUUGAUUCACGAGUCAUUGCAAUUUACACUGCCAAAUACUAGUUUAUUAUUUAUUUUAUUAACUCAUCGUUCUAUAUAUUUUUUAAAUUGUUUAUACUAAUUGUUAAUUCAUUAAUUAAUUGCCAUCAUUUUUUUUUUUGUUAAAAUUACUCUUUGAAACGACAAAAUAAAAGUAAAUAAAAAAUUUUAAAUCGAGUAAUUAAAAAAAAGAAAAAUGAAAAUUGGAUUGCUGGGAAAUUUCUUGCAUUGUUUCAAUUUGAAACAAGGCACCGUCUUAAUUGCCAUCUUACAAUUAUUUGUAUCAGGAAUUAGUAUGACAUUCUUCUUGUUGGCUUUGGCACACGCAAUGGACAUACAAGAAAUGGUUGCCAGAGAUUCAGAAGAGGCACUUGAACGUGAAGCUAUGGAAGCUAUAUCAUCAAUGCAUCAAAACACUAAAAGAAUGGAUAUUGCCCAUCACAAUGCAACAGAAAAAGUAUAUUCAAUGUAUUGCGGAUUAGUAAUCUCAGUAAUACAUUUUAUAUCGACUAUAUUACUGCUUUAUGGAGUUUUAAUUAAUAAUCGUCAUUUUAUGGCGCCUUGGAUGAUGGUAAUGAUGACAACGAUUGUUGCUCUAUUUUUAUCAUUGUUCCUUGUACAACAAGACUGUCCUUUUAUUGCAAUACUUGGUGGCAAAGCUGAUAUGAUUGAACGAAUUGCGGUUCUAUUUUUAAUAACGAUAUUCUUAUACAUUUGGUUUGUGGUAUACAGUACUUACAAGAGUCUAGAGAUUAAAAAAGGAGGAAUAACACAUGAAAUUCAUAAUGUAAAGAAAAAUAAAUAUGCAUUAACACCUGGUGAAGGCACAAGUAAUGGAAAAGUACGUUUACAUUCAGGUACUCAAAUUCCUUAUGAAGUUUAAGACAAUACUUAUUUAUAAAAGUUAUAAUAAUAAAUAUAUCAAUUAAAAAAAAAAAU
Molecule: messenger RNA, 1184 nt
Organism: Microplitis mediator
Lineage: Eukaryota; Metazoa; Arthropoda; Insecta; Hymenoptera; Braconidae
Exons: 5
Coding region: 442-1128 (228 amino acids)
Source: RefSeq, a predicted model, not a curated record